Molecule: messenger RNA, 615 nt
Organism: Fusarium falciforme
Lineage: Eukaryota; Fungi; Ascomycota; Sordariomycetes; Hypocreales; Nectriaceae
Product: CFEM domain-containing protein
Exons: 3
Coding region: 1-615 (204 amino acids)
Source: RefSeq, a predicted model, not a curated record
AUGCGGACUCUAUCGUUUGUGCUGUUUUCGCUGACUGGGAUCUUAGCUUUGGAGAACGGCAGUGAUAAUGGAGGCGUUGGGGCGGCCCAAAUGCCAGAUUGCGCAGUAAAUUGCAUCAAAGAACAUGUACCCAACUCUGGCUGCGACCUGCCUCACAUUACAUGUCUAUGCGAUCCCGACUUCCGUACAAAGCACGGCCCUGCAAUCGCACCUUGUCUCAUCGUGUUGUGUGAUGCCAACGAGAUCAACAAAGUUCAGAAUGCUUGGAGAGAUCAUAGAGGAGGAUGCUUCAACUGCCGUCGUUGUUUCUGCCUCGUCGACGAUUGCGAUAAGCGACGUUACCGUGCAGACUUCAAGAACGGAAGUACCCAACAUCUUGGCUCGAGUCCUGGUCGAAAAGACUUUAAUACCAACGACCAUGAUAUUGAUGCAAAAGCUGGCGCCAAGAUUAACCCCACUGAGGUCAACACCAAGACGAACCCCAACACCAACAACCUCGAGUUCAACCUCGAGCGAAACUUCAACUUCAACUUCAAGCUCGACCCCAAGACAAACGCCAACGCCAACGCCGAAAUCCUCGACGAGUUCUACCAGCUCAUCAGAAAGCGAAACUGA